AUGGAGAAACUUCUCAGUACAGAUAUCAACAUGGAGAAACUUCUCAGUACAGAUAUCUUGGAGAAUAUAUUUUCCCGAUUACCUAUUGAGGUGGGGUUACAGGCCAAACGUGUUUGCAAAACUUGGAAAGAUAUCCUCCAAAAUUAUAAAUCUGGUAAGAUGGGUUUCGUUUUCGUUUUCUCUCAUGAAGAUAACUUUGACGGACAUCGAGGGGGUGUACAACAACUUUCCUAUGGAGAAGAGUAUGAUCAUUAUGAUCGGGAAAACCUGAUGAACUACUACUGCUCUCACGACACACUUACGAAGAUAAAGCAUGGCAGAUUUACUACAGAUUAUGUCCGGAGAGAUAUCAUGGUUGGGUCUUGCAAUGGUUUGGUUUGUUUCGGAAGAUAUAUUAAUUAUGCUUGGAGUGCAGUUCCUUAUUUAAUCUGCAACCCGUUUACAGGAGAAUCUGUCGUUCUUCCGGAAUAUAACUACUCUAAAUUUACUCUUGAUAUAUCAGCCACAAAUCGGUGUACAUUAGCAAGUGGGUUUGGAUACUGUCCUUUGACUAAUAAAUACAAGGUUGUUACAAUAUAUUAUCACGAGAAGGAACGAGAAGGACAUGUUCAAGUAUAUACUGUUGGCAGCGGUGAGUGGAGAUACAUUGGCCGUUCCAGCAGCUAG
Messenger RNA from Papaver somniferum (opium poppy), 666 nucleotides. RefSeq lists its product as uncharacterized. The transcript has a single exon. The coding region runs from base 1 to 666 and encodes 221 amino acids. The record is from RefSeq and is a predicted model, not a curated record. Gene Ontology annotation, molecular function: protein binding. Lineage: Eukaryota; Viridiplantae; Streptophyta; Magnoliopsida; Ranunculales; Papaveraceae.